UGUCCACCAUGGCUCUGAACCUUGAAAAGCAGCUGCUCUUUUAUGGCGCUUAUCACAACAAUCCUGUAAACGUUGCGAUCCACCUAACAUGCGUGCCGAUACUUCUGUUUACGGGCAUUGCCCUGGCGUCCAACACGCCAACGCUCAUUGCCACGCCUGCGGCUUUGCAGAUUGAGAACCUCCCGCUCAACCUUGGAACAAUUGCGGCAAUCGUAUACUCGACCUUCUAUAUCCUUUUGGAGCCUGUAGCCGGUGCUUUAGUGACGCCGCUGAUCCUCGGAGGUGCAGCCGGCGCAAAUCACCUUCUGGGUACCUACGGCGCGAGCGCGAACUACUGGUUUGCUGGAAUCCACGUGGUUUCCUGGCUGGCGCAAUUUGUCGGCCAUGGUGCCUUCGAGAAACGGGCCCCGGCGCUGCUGGAUAACCUUGUGCAGGCGCUGCUGCUCGCUCCGCUGUUUGUUUGGAUGGAGAUUCUCUUCUCUUGCGGGUAUCGUCCAGAACUGAACAAGAGGUAUCAUGAGAGUGUGAACAAGGAAAUCGCCGCGUUCAAGGCCCAGAAGAAUCAGGCGAAGAAAUGA
This is a messenger RNA of Aspergillus saccharolyticus JOP 1030-1, 578 nucleotides long. Its product is annotated as 2-hydroxy-palmitic acid dioxygenase MPO1. The coding region runs from base 9 to 578 and encodes 189 amino acids. NCBI's taxonomy places the organism in Eukaryota, Fungi, Ascomycota, Eurotiomycetes, Eurotiales, Aspergillaceae. Gene Ontology annotation, biological process: sphingoid catabolic process. Gene Ontology annotation, cellular component: endoplasmic reticulum. The record is from RefSeq and is a predicted model, not a curated record. The transcript has 4 exons.